This is a messenger RNA of Miscanthus lutarioriparius, 2001 nucleotides long. Lineage: Eukaryota; Viridiplantae; Streptophyta; Magnoliopsida; Poales; Poaceae. The record is from the annotation of a GenBank genome assembly.
AUGCCGCCUCUCCUCUUCUCCCUCCGGGCCUCGCCCUGUUCAGGCUUCCCGCUCCGCCGCCUUCUUCUAUUCCGCUGCUCCGCCUCCUCCGCUACCCGUUCCUCGUCGCUCGCCCCUUACCACGCUUCCUUCGCCCGCCGGAUGGCCCUCGCCGGCAUCCACCCGCACCACCGCAUCGCAGUCGGGGUCUCCGGCGGACCGGACUCGAUGGCGCUGUGCGUGCUCGCCACGGCCUGGAAGAAGGCGGCGGCGCGGAAGGCCAGUGAUGAGGAGGGACCCGUCGCCUCAGCAUUCGUGGACGGGCUCCUAGGAGUUGUCGUCGACCAUGGGCUGCGGCCCGAGAGCGCCGAUGAGGCGCGUCUAGUGCGUGACCGCGUCCGCGGCAUGGGUGUUGAGUGUGAGAUUGCUAAGUGUGAGUGGCCUGAUGGUCGUCCAAAGCAAGGGCAGGUGCAAGAGGCUGCCCGCGAAGUGAGGUACCAAAAACUACUGGACAUUUGUAUAAAGGAACAGAUAGGAAUCUUGCUUAUUGCACACCACUCUGAUGACCAGGCAGAGCUCUUUGUUCUCAGACUAUCUCGCCAAAGUGGGGUUUUAGGGCUUGCUGGUACAGCCUUUGUGUCUCAGUUGUUUGCAUCUAAUGUAAAAUAUGAUGGGGAGAAUUUUCGACGGUAUGGCAUUCUUCUUGUGCGGCCUAUGCUUGAGUUUUCAAAAGAUGACAUGUAUAAGAUAUGUCAAGGUAGUAAUCAAUCCUGGGUGGAAGAUCCAACAAAUACUAAUAUGAAGUAUGCUAGAAACCGAAUUCGGUCGUCUUUAAGAAAAUUAUCCACUGAAGGUACCUUUCUCUCAGGAGUUCAUGAACUGAUAAGCGCAUGCCGGCUGACACGGGCAUUUGUUGAUUGUGCUUGCAGUAUGAUUGCAAAGCAGUCUGUGUCAAUAUCGGAGUAUGGAUAUGCUAUUAUUGACCUGGAAAACCUUGGUCCGUUAAAUGUUGACGACCUUAGUCUUUCACAAUAUUUAGCAUAUAUCUUGCAGUUUGUUUCACAAAGGCACAGGCCACUUCGUGGUAGAUCUGCUCGACUGCUACUCGAUUACAUCCGUAGCAGUCCCUGCAAGGCUGCCCUUACUGUAGCUGGUUGUUACCUUUGUGCUGUCCCAAGGUCUAAAGGUACAAAAGUACUUGUUUGUUGUUCUGUUGACUGGAUCGAGUCAUCUUCUGCUGAAACUUCCUACAAGUGUUCCUAUGAAGAGCAGGCACCUCCAGUACCUGAUAUUGAUCACAUAGUCCUUGAAGGACAUCUUCAGGCUAAUCAGUCUAUACAGAACCACUCGGACAUACAUUUUCUGUAUUCCAAAUCUUCCAUAGAUGUUCUGAACAAAGCGAAGGAUCUCAACAUAAUAGAUGAUUUUACAUUAGAAAAGCUCCAUUACUUACGAACAGAUGAGCACGAUAAAUUUAUUGUGAAAGAACAUAAACACGAAGAACAGGACCUGGAGGAAACAAAAUUUCCUGAUUGUAAUGUUUUAAGCCUUUGUCCUGGUGAAACAUGUCACUUUAUGAGCAAAUUCUUGAUUACAUGGAAAGCUCCAGAAGAUGUCAAUGAAAUAUGUUUGCUUGAAAAUAAAGAAUCUCUGUCCAAGUUUUGUACUGUGAAUUUGGGUGGAAGUCUUGAAGUCCGGCACAUGGUUGAUACUGACUGGUUGUUCCUUGCUGAAGUUUGUAACACCCCUUCAGUGGAAGAGACCCUUAGUGAUCCAAAAGCAUCCUGUACCAAGAUGGAAAUGGAUCCUGCACCGCAUCACUCCAGAUUCUUGCAACAUUCAGCACAAAAAGCUCUUCAGAUCCUUAGAUCUAUUCCAGCUGCUGCAAGACGAACACUUCCAGUACUAACCAAUGCGCAAGGUGACGUAGUGUGUAUACCGUUGCUGAAUGAUGCAAUCUGUCUCGGCAUCUUUGACUCAACCGUUCAACUUCUGCGACCAGUCCCAGUGGAUCUUGAGUAG